AUGAGCGCGGGGGCUGCGCUUCCGCCCGGCCUGGGGCGCGGGCGUGACGUCAAAGGGGAGGGGCUUCCGGCCUGGCGCCCGGGAGGGGGCGGGGUCUGCGGCGGCUUCCGGUUCCGGCAGCGCCGAAGCGUGGCUUCCAGCCCCGGGGGGGUCCCCGGGGGGGGGGGUGGGGGGGGAGGGGCGGGGGGGGGGCCCGGCCGGGGGGGGCCCCGCGGGGGCCGGGGGGGCAGAGGAGGCUUCAGGGGGGGCAAGAAAGUCACAGUGGAGCCCCACAGGCACGAAGGGGUGUUCAUCUGCAGGGGCAAGGAAGAUGCUUUGGUGACCAAGAACCUGGUGCCAGGGGAGGCUGUGUAUGGGGAGAAGAGAAUCAGUGUGGAGGAGGGCGAUGCCAAGGUGGAGUACAGGGCCUGGAACCCCUUCCGGUCGAAGCUGGCAGCUGCCAUCCUGGGGGGCAUCGACCAGAUCCACAUCCGGCCGGGGGCCAGGGUGCUGUACCUGGGCGCCGCCUCGGGCACCACUGUCUCCCACGUCUCAGACAUCGUCGGCUCGGAGGGCGUGGUCUACGCGGUGGAGUUCUCGCACCGCUCGGGCCGGGACCUGCUGGGCGUGGCCAAGCGCAGGACCAACAUCGUGCCGGUGAUCGAGGACGCGCGGCACCCCCACAAGUACCGCAUGCUGAUUGGCAUGGUGGAUGUGAUCUUCGCCGACGUGGCCCAGCCGGACCAGACGCGCAUCGUGGCCCUCAACGCCCACAACUUCCUGCGCAACGGAGGUCACUUCCUCAUCUCCAUCAAGGCCAACUGCAUCGACUCGACGGCGCCGGCCGAGGCUGUGUUCGCUGGGGAGGUGAAGAAGAUGACAGCAGAGAGGAUGAAGCCCCAGGAGCAGCUCACCCUGGAGCCCUACGAGAGAGACCACGCCGUGGUGGUUGGCGUGUACAGGUCGGUACCGGUCCGUACAGGUCCAUAUUGGUCGGCACCGGUCCGUACCGGUCUGUACCGGUCCAUAUUGGUCGGCACCGGUCUGUACUGGUCUGACUCCAGUUCCCCCUCCCCACCCCCAGACCUGCCCCCAAGCAGAAGUGAAGCUGCUGGGGGCUCACUUCCGGUGUGCCUCGCCCGGACCAGAAGUAGCUCGGGGCCCAGCCGCAGGAGCUCGUGGAAGCCGGACCGGAAGUGGGCGGGGCUUGGGCCAGAAGUGUGA
Messenger RNA from Dryobates pubescens (Downy woodpecker), 1203 nucleotides. RefSeq names its product fibrillarin (gene FBL). The transcript has 10 exons. Gene Ontology annotation, cellular component: nucleolus; small-subunit processome; Cajal body. Gene Ontology annotation, biological process: box C/D sno(s)RNA 3'-end processing; rRNA methylation. Gene Ontology annotation, molecular function: histone H2AQ104 methyltransferase activity; RNA binding; rRNA methyltransferase activity. The record is from RefSeq and is a predicted model, not a curated record. Bases 1 to 1203 code for a protein of 400 amino acids. Lineage: Eukaryota; Metazoa; Chordata; Aves; Piciformes; Picidae.